GGUCGGUGAGCGCUUCACGGCUGGCUGAGAAGCACUGACCGAUGGACAGCUUUCAGGCUCCACCGGGGAUGACCAUCUCCCACCCAUCUCCUCCCGAGGUGGAGGCCAACGCGGCCUUGCGCGUGGGCGGCAUGGACUACUCGGGCGGCACUCAGCCGCAGGGAGCGUCGGGAUGGGACAACGUCACCGUCGCCCCGCCGCCACACCCACACCCACACCCGCCGCCCGAUGCACACGCAUCUCAGGACUCGGGAGUGGAGCAUGGUGGCCAUCAUGGAGCUCAUGGUGGUCAUCCGCAUGAGCAACAGAAGCAGACUGACGACGGGUCGUCGUACGGACAGACGGCGCUAUAUUUCGACUCGACUGCCAUUGCUCCGCCACCGGGGUGGGUGAGAGGCAGAGAGAGGGAGGGAUGGGGAGACAUCCAUCGAUGUGUGUCUGUGCUGUGUGUGUGUGGGUGAUCUUGUGUGCAUAUAGGAUGGAGGGCGAGCCGGUCAAUGUGACUGUGAAUGUUGGUGUUGGUGUGGGCGGCGUGACUGGCGACUUUGGGCAGAUGGGAAGCAUGGGCGACGUGCUGCUGCACACCACUGCUACCAAGCAGACGGACGCCGGCUUCGGGGCGGGAGGACUCAACAACGGUGAUGAGUGAAACCAGAGCCACAUCCCUCCCAUCCAUGCCUGUGUGAGUGUGUAUGUGUAUGUGUCUGUGUCUGUUUGUGUGUGUGACGGUGUGGGUGCAGUUGACAUGAGCGGCGGUCCAAUGUCGAUGGAGCAGCUGUGCCACCAGACGCAGACCUUCAUCGACAGCCAGCAGGCGCAGCAGGCGUCACAGCAGGCCCAGGCCUCUCAACACGACAACACGCAGCCCCCACCUCCCCCGCCACCACCACCACCGCCGCCACCCCCACCUCCACCACCUAUUGGUCAGCCCAGCCGCCUCACACACACACAAGCAUGCAUCCAUCCAUCCAAGUGGCUUGGUGGUUUGUGUGCAGACAGCGUGUCGUCAGUGGGAGUGGGGGGGCAGCGAUACCUCCCGCCCCAGCCACACGACUGUGCCUCUUCGUCGGUGGAGCUGAUGGAGGUGCAGCGCAAGCUCGACGCUGUGCUGAGGGAAAACUCUAACCUGCAGAGACAAGUAAGAGGCCCCUCCUCGCUCGAAGACACACACAGGCAUUGUGUUGCUGUGGUGUCUUUGUGUGUGUGUGUGUGUGUAGGUGGAGGAGUAUGAGGUUGAGCUGCAGCACGUCCGCAUGUCCAAUGACGGGGGCGACUGGGGCGGGUACGGGUCGAGGGAGAAUGACCGCAACCUAUACGACGAGAUCGCACACUGGAGACAGAAACACUACGAAGUGAGCUGAGCUGAGCUGUGGGAUGAGCGUGGGGCGAGUGGCGACUGGCCAGGGAGUGCAUUCGUGUGUGUGUGUGUGUGUGUGUCUGCGCAGAUAGAGAAGGAGAAGAAGGAUCUGGAGCGGGAGCACCGCACCACAGUCCAACAACUCACCCACCUGCUCGGUACGCUCACACACACACACACACACAUGCACACCCAUUGCGAUAUAUCGGCCCCAGAGCUGUCAUCGGCCCCUGACGGCGCCGCACCACAGCAACAACAGCACCAACAGCAGCAGCAGCAACAGCAGCAGCUAGGCCACCCGUCCCCCCCAGCCACGCUGGCCACACCCAUCGGACGCGUCCAAGCCGGCAACAGACAAGGCAACGAAGGUAUUCAUGCUGAUGUGUGUGUGUGAAUGCUCUCAUUCUCGUGUCGUGGUGUGGCUCAGAUGUUGGCGAUGCGGCGUUGUCUCGGGAGUACGCCCAGAUCCAGCAGUGGUACGCCGAGCUGGCCAGGAAGUUCCAAAGGGCGCAGCAGCAGAUCGCCGACAAGAACAGGUGGGGACCUUCACCCCUCCCUCCCUCCCCAACCUCACGCAGAGAAAGAAUGUGUGUGCCUGUGUGUGUGGGGGGGUGGGUGGGUGCAGGGAGCUGCAGACGUUGCGCGACGACAUGAGUAUGGUGGAGGAGCAGAACCGGCAGCUGUCGGAGCAGUACAAGGAGUCGUUCAACUCGCUGGAAGACGUCAGGAGCCAGCUCGUGGCUAAGGUACGCACGAGAGCGAGCCGUCCAGCCCACACACACCCACACCCAAACAUCCACCGCACACACACAGUCUGCAUGUCUCUCUCUCUCUCUCGGGCGUGUGUGUGUGUGUAGGAGUUGGAGUACAUGAAGCUGCAGCGAAAGCUCUACGACAAGAACGGUGAGAUGCAGCAGAUGAGGGAGCAAAUCGUGCAGAGGGAACAGCAGAUCGAACACGUCAGACAAGGUAUGGUAAUCUAACCCCCAGCCCACCCAAAUCCAGACACACAGAGAGAGAGGGAGAGAGAGAUGCCUGUCAUUACACAGAGAUGGCCGAGACCACCCAGAAGUUCGCUGCCUCAUACUCGCAGAGACGAGUAGAGGUAUGCAAGAGUCCAAACACACACACACACACACACACGUGUGUGUCAUUCUCCCUUCUGCUGCAGGAUUUGGAGGCCUACAUCCGGCAGCAGGCCCUCUCGCACCUCGAGACGCAGGCAGAGUGGUCACGACAGAUCGGAGAGAUCAAAUCGCAGGCAGAGAGAAAACUCGAAAAGGUCCGCCCCACCCUCCACCACCAUCCCCGUCAACACACCUCACUCACACACGCCCACAUGUGUGUCUGUGUCUAUGUGAAGGUGAAGCGGGAGAAGGAGGAGUGCGAGCGCCUUGCGGCCACCGACCGGGCCAGUCUCACGCAGCAGAUCAACCAGGCCAAGGCUGAGCACCCUCAGCAAGACCAGCACCAGCUCACAUCCACGACACACAAGCACCAGCCCCACCAGACCACGGCUGCAACAUCUGCCGCAGACCAGCAGCAGACGACGAGCUCCAAAACUGCGACUGCUUCACCCGCUGCUGCACCCGCUGCAGCUGCUGCAAGCGCCUCAGAGCAGCAGCAACAGCAGCAACAGCAUCAGGAAGGAGGCGACACAGGUAAGCCGCCCUCUCCCCUCUGCCCUCUCCCCACACCACAAUGGUGUGUGUGUGCCUUGCCUAUAGGUGCGUCGCGUGAGGCGGCAGCCGAGUUGUGGGCGGCUCAGCUGACGCAGGACGAGUACAAGAGGGUCUACACCCGGUGGCAGGAGGCCGAGGAGCGCAUCGUCACACUCGAGAACUACGUCAAAGCCAUGGGCAGGGACAGACCACCACAGCCAGCAGCACCCGCAAAGCCGUCAGAGGGUGACGGGAGUGAGGGAGAGGGCGAGAGUGCCACUGCGAGUGCCGGUGCCGCAGCAGCGCCGAAAGGGAGACGGCGAAGGAGACGGCGGCAUGGCGAUGGCGGUGCCAGUGGUUCUGGUGGUGGUGCGGCUGGUGGUAGUGCGGCAGGUGCUGGUGUGUGCGCCGAGACUCAGACGGAGGCAGAGGGCCUGGAAGAAGAAAACAAGAAGCUCCGGUGCGUACCUUCACCACAGCCACGUCAUCUCUCUCUCUACCUCUCUCUCUCUCUCUCUGAUCUCUGUCUGUCUGUCUGUCUGAGUGUUUCAGGGACCUGGUGCUCUCUGGCGUGUCUGAGACGCUGGACCACCAGUCCACCCACGCCGCACAGAUCACCUCUCUCCAGACCAAGAUGGCCUCGCUCGACCACGCGUGCCAGACCGCCCUCUCCCUCCUCAACGACGCCAUACGAACCGCAAAGGCCACUCAGGCACAGCAGCAGCAGCAGCAGCAGCAAGAAGACACCGAGCAGGACGGCACACAAGAGCUGCAGCAGCAGCAGGAGCAUCAGGAUGAAGUGAAGAAACUGAGCGCGUCGCCCCUUGCCCUCCCGGCAUUUUAUCACCGAGAUGGUGGCGGUGCUGCUGGUGCCGCCGGUGGUGGUGGUGGUGGGGCUGUCGGGCUGAAGGGAGACGUGACCGUGCCAGCGCGGCUGCUCAAGGACCUGCAAGACACCCUGCAGGGUCGUGCUGAGUCUUCGGCACUGAGCCCCUCUGCCACCCCUUUGUGUCGGUCGCCGUCGAUCGUGCAGCAGCAGCAGCAGCAGACACUCACCCCAUCGGCAGCGAGGAGCGCUUCAGAGAAUGGGGGCGUCCCAUCUGCCGUCCUGGCCGUUGCCAGCGCUGGUAUGGGCUCACACACACACAGAGGGAGAGAGGGAGAGAGGUCCACACCUCCACAGACAUACACACAAAAGUGGGACACACACGUGUGUUUGUGGCUGUGUGUGUGUGUGGGUAUAGGCAUGAGCACCCCUGGUGGCAGCGGUGUGCCGUCUCAUGUGGAUGCGCAGCAACGGCGGAAGGCGCAGCGGCUCGCGGAGACCGCCGAACAGACCAAGAAAACCGUCAACGAGUCCGCCAAGAAGGUCGGCAGACACACACUGACACACACAGCCGCCCAUCCACCCUCUCUCUCUCUCUGUGUGUGUGUGUGUGUGUGUGUCAGGCCGACGAGCAGCUCUCCCGCUCUCUCAGCUCCAUCCAAGCCACCUGGGCCAAACUCGGUCUCGGCAAUCUCGCGCCUACACCCUCGCCAACACAGACACAGACACCGACACCGACACAGCAGCAAGAAGCCAACGGCAGCACAAGCAGCAAGGAGCAACAGCAGCAGCAACAAUCCGGAGGCGGCGGCGGUGGAGUGUUCCUGACGAUGCAGUCCCAGCAGGAGCUGGUGGAGUGCGUCAGGGGCGUGUUCGGGUGUGUGGUGGAGGGGCGGGGUGAGCUCAAGAGCGUGCCGGAGAAGCUGGGGGGACUGGUGGAAGCGGCCGUCAAGAUCAGGUAGGUGCCCCCCCCCCCCUCCCCCACACACGCGCACACAGAUGAGACGAAGCCAGAAUGGCCCGCUGCCUGUGUGUGUCUGUGUGUGUUCGACAGCCAAGAGCUGCCAGGUUUUGUGCCGGGCUCUCUGUUGACCCGCGCGCAGGCCACGUCGAAGGUCAACGAGCAGAGGCGCGCCUACCAGGUCAGCACACACACACCGAGCAAACGUGGCUGCAGAUCUUUCUCUCUAAUUGUGUGCCCCCCUUGUCGCAGGUGGAUCUGUUGCAGCGGCAGCUCAAGACGCUCACCCAGCGCCUCACCGAAGCCCAGCACAAGGCGUGGCAGGCCCAGCGAAUGAUCCGCUCCUCCACCCCGCCGCCAUCCCUCUCCGCCAGCCAGUCGCCCAAACACCACAGCCACCACCACCAGCACCACCACACACAGCAGCAGCAGCAGCAGCAACAACCAGAAGAGCAAGAAGACCCUCCCCUCCACCAGCUGCACCGCUCCGAGAGCAUGACGCAGCUGCCAUCAAAGCCCCGAGAGAGCAUGAUUGCCCUGGGGAUGGGCAGCGAGUUUGUGAGGGAGCGGCGGGAGCGGCUUCAUGGUGAGGCGAGAAGGGGCGAGGAGGGAGCCAAGGCGCUGGUGGACAGGAUUGUGGAGCUGGAGGACGAGCUGCGGUCCUACCAGGUGCGUGGCUAUCUUCGGUGUGUCCUCCUUGUGUGCAGUGCAUUGUCUCUUUCUGUGUGUGGCCCAUGUUCGAACGGACAGGACGAUCGUGAGAUGAUGCGUCGUGAGUCGGGUGUGCUGGAGGGCUUCCAGCGGCAGCUCGUCGACGCCAAACUCAGGUCGGUGCGAUGGCCGGCACACACAUACACACACACACACACACAGAGGCAUCCAUAAGCUUUGGCUGCCUCACUAUCGCUGUGUGUGUGCAGGGAGUGGGACGCCCGGUUGGCCGAGAAGGCGGCGCUGGAGCGAUUGGGCAAGAGAAGUAAGACCAUUGCAUCCACGUGCUGCCGUUCUUGUAGGCUUGUCUGUUGGUUGCAGGCGAAGAAGGUCCCUCCACAGCCACAGUCACGGUCACGGCGUCACUCUCUCCUCCCCGCGCCGCCCCACCGCCCGCCCCAGCCCCUGCAAGCACAGCACCACGAUCAGCAUCACCUCCGGCACACACAGAGGAUAUCCAGCAGCAGCAGCAGCAGCAACAGCAACAGGGUGGUUUGAGUGCUGACAAGGUGGUGGUUCCUACACCAUCUUCACCACCUGCAGCAGGAGCAGCAGCAGCGGCAGCAGUGCCGUUCAAGGGCCUGCUUGCUGCCGGCACCCAGGGCAGCAACGAUAGCACUACACCAGCACCAGCAGCCGCUGCCACAGCAGCAACUGCGUCAGCUGCAGGUGUUCCAUUGCCAUUUCCGGCGUACCAUCCCACAGCGGCCGCGGCCGCGGCCGCCAUGAUGGCCAGCCCCCUGCAGCAGCAGAUGGCCAUGGCCAACUUGGCCAACAUGAACACGAUGAACCCGCAGCUGGUCAACGCCCUGGUGGCGCCAUGGCAGCUCAUGGCCCUCAACAACUACAGCAUCGCGACGAUGGCAUACCAGCAGGCACAGGCACAGCAGACUACGGCGGCCGGCGCCCCACCAUUGCCCCAGACACACCAGCAGCAGACACAGCAGCAGGCGGAGAGCAGCGGCGGUGACCAAGGCCAGCAGCAGCAGCAGGACGAGACAGAGGGGGGCAAGGGUUCUGAUGGUGAUAUGUAGCGCAAAGGAGAGAGAUAUAUUAAAAUGAGAGAUGGAUGUGUCGUCAUAUUUGUGAGGGAGGAGGGUGGGAGGGAGGGAGGGGGCACCCCCCCAUCCGUCCAUCAAGAUUUUCGUGCUUGGGAAGCGACGCGCCGAUUCAAAGGCUGGUUGUCGAACUGUCGUGCUUGUGCGGAAGUAAGUAGGAGGACCAGCGAGCGAUCGAGCGAAUCGGCGCUUCUUUGCCGUGCCUGUCAGCCUGCUACGGUGAAGGAAUGAACGAGCUUGAAUGCGAUGCGUGUGUGCAGUGCGUGUGGAUGUGGGCACAGACAGACAUCCUUCCACACAGAGAGACAAGGAAGGACAUUUGUGUGGCUGGCUGACGUUGGUUAUGUGGGUGGGCUUUAGUACUAC
Molecule: messenger RNA, 6940 nt
Organism: Vitrella brassicaformis
Lineage: Eukaryota; Vitrellaceae
Source: the annotation of a GenBank genome assembly